Periconia digitata is the source of this 2493-nucleotide messenger RNA. NCBI's taxonomy places the organism in Eukaryota, Fungi, Ascomycota, Dothideomycetes, Pleosporales, Periconiaceae. The record is from the annotation of a GenBank genome assembly.
CGAGAUACCACAUCGUCGACUCGGCCACCCUCCGAAACCCACAACACCCCGCGCAGCUCGUCCCCUUCGCCCAUCAACCGCUGCCACAAGGCUACGAAGAUAAAGCUCCUCACCAAGCUCAAAAAGUCGCCCCCGAAAGGUGCCCCGGAGCACGCGACGAUCCCACCUUCCAUCCAAACCAUGGCGUCUUCAAACAUGCCCAGCUUCCCCGCGAAGAAUGAUGUGCGAGCAACAUGGACCUACCUAGAGGCCGGUGUGGAGAAGAUCAUGACCAACCUUCGGGGAGGCAUGGACAUGAAGACAUAUAUGGGCCUGUACACGGCUAUCCACAACUUCUGCACUGCGGAAAAGGCCGUCGCUGGUCACUCAUUCGCAUCGCACAACAAUCGCGGCGGAGCACACCUGUUGGGCGAGGAUCUAUACCAGCAUCUGAUUGAGUAUCUCAAGACACAUCUGGCGGAUGUGCAGACGCGGUCAAGGGAACAUACCGACGAGGCCCUGCUCACCUUCUACAUUAAGGAAUGGAAUCGAUACACCACCGCCGGCCAAUACAACAACCACUUGUUCCGCUACCUCAACCGACAUUGGGUGAAGCGCGAGAUGGACGAGGGUAAGAAACACAUCUAUGACAUCUACACCCUCCACCUUGUCCGCUGGAAGGAAGACAUGUUCACUGGCACCCAGGAGUCUGUCAUGCGCUCAGUCCUCAAACUGGUGGAGAAACAGCGCAACGGUGAGACAAUAGAACAGUCAUACAUCAAAUCCGUCGUCGACUCUUUCGUGUCGCUCGGCAUGGACGACCAGGACAGCUCUAGAACGACGCUUGAGGUUUACAAGGAACAUUUCGAGAAGCCCUUCCUCCUGGCUACCGCCGAAUACUACGACAACGAGUCCAAACAGUUCUUGGCGGAGAACAGCGUCGUUGAGUACAUGAAAAAGGCCGAAGCCCGCCUCGACGAGGAAAAGGACCGUGUGCCACUGUAUCUGCUCAAUGAGAUCAUGACCCCGCUCAUGCGUACUUGCGAGAAGGCUCUCAUCACGAACCACUCGGAAGCUCUUCGCGACGAGUUCCAAAAUUUGCUGAACCAGGACAAGCAGGACGAUCUAGGCCGCAUGUAUAAACUUCUGGCUCGCAUUCCAGAGGGCCUGGAUCCGCUGCGCACCAAGUUCGAGACACACGUUCGCAAGGCCGGUAUCGAAGCGGUCGACAAGAUUGCUGCUGAAGGUGACAAGAUCGAACCCAAGGUAUACGUGGAUGCUCUUCUAGAAGUGCACACCCAAUACCAGGAGCUGGUCAACCGUGCCUUUAAUGGAGAAUCCGAGUUCGUACGCUCGCUGGACAACGCAUGCCGGGAAUUCGUGAACCGUAACAAGAUCUGCAAAUCCGGUUCCAACAAAUCGCCCGAGCUUCUCGCCAAGUACACGGACACUUUGUUGAAGAAGUCGAGUGCGAAGAUGAACGAGGAGGACAACAUGGAGAACCUGUUGAGCCAAGUCAUGACCGUCUUCAAAUACAUCGAGGACAAGGACGUCUUCCAAAAGUUCUACUCGCGCAUGCUCGCCAAGCGCCUGGUUCAGGCCACAUCGGCGUCGGACGACUCGGAGACUACCAUGAUCUCCAAACUCAAGGAGGCGUGUGGUUUCGAAUACACCAACAAGCUUCAGCGCAUGUUCCAAGACAUGCAGAUUUCCAAGGAUCUCAACAGCGCGUACAAGGACUGGCUGGAGAAGGCUUUGGACGAAGGUGACCUGAAGAAUAGUGUUGAUGCCACCUACCACAUUCUAGGUACCGGUUUCUGGCCGCUGAACCCGCCCACUACGCCUUUCACUCCGCCUCAGCUGAUAGUGCAAACCUACGAGCGAUUCUCCCGGUUUUAUAACAACAAACAUCAGGGUCGCAAACUCACUUGGCUGUGGCACUUGUCGAAGGGUGAGAUGAAAGCCAACUACUGCAAAGUGGCAGGUCAGAAGGCGUCUCCCACGCUCCAGGUAUCAACGUUCCAGAUGGCCAUCCUUCUUCUAUUCAACGACAGUGAAACUGUCGCGUACGAUGAGAUCGCUGAGGCAACGAAGCUGGAUAGGGACACGCUCGACCCUAGUAUUGCCGUCUUCAUCAAGGCCAAAGUCUUGAUCGCUGAACCCGAAGGUGCCAAGCCAGUUUCGGGCACAUCGUACAAGCUGAAUUACGGCUUCAAGCCCAAGAAGAUAAAGAUCAACUUGAACAUCGCCAUCAAGGGUGAGCAGAAGCAGGAGGCUGAGGAUACGCAUAAGACAAUCGAAGAGGACAGGAAACUGCUGAUGCAGUCCGCCAUCGUGCGUAUCAUGAAGUCUCGCAAGAAGAUGAAGCACCAGCAACUGGUUUCAGAGACUAUUCAGCAGAUCAAGAGCCGGUUCUUGCCCCGCGUUCCCGACAUCAAGAAGUGCAUUGACAUCCUUCUUGAGAAGGAGUAUCUGGAGCGCUUAGACGGCGAUGAGCUUGGCUACCUGGCAUAA